Thermothielavioides terrestris NRRL 8126 is the source of this 779-nucleotide messenger RNA. RefSeq lists its product as uncharacterized. NCBI's taxonomy places the organism in Eukaryota, Fungi, Ascomycota, Sordariomycetes, Sordariales, Chaetomiaceae. Bases 238 to 735 code for a protein of 165 amino acids. The record is from RefSeq and is a predicted model, not a curated record. The transcript is spliced from 3 exons.
CCGGCCACCCCCACCAAGGCUGGCGCUGGCGCCAGCAAGAAGUGAGCACACCACAAUCUGCCCGACUGGCGCGGCGCGUACAUCCGCGUCUCUGACACUUGCAGCAGGACCCCCGCCACGCCGAAGACCCCCUCCAAGCGUGCGGCGCCCCCCUCCUCCUCCUCCUCCUCUUCGGAGGAUGAGGAGGAGGAGGGCGCCCUGAGAGAGCAGCCCUGCCUGGGUUGCCUGAAGUCCGCCAUGCGCGGCAAGAGCUCUGGGGAGUGCCGGGAGGCCCCCGGCAAAGCGGCCCGGUGCGCGCGCUGUGCGCGCGGCAAGAAGUGUCGCUCCAUCCCCGCGAGUGUGCUCCCCGCCGCCAAGCACUUCCUGGCCCUGAUGCAGGGGCGCCAGGAGCCCAAGGCCAAUCUCGACCAGAAGACGCUGCGCGCCACCCUGCGCGCCCUCCUCGCCAUGGAGGGCGAGGACGCCGACGCCGAGGAUGACGACGACGAUGACGACGAGCGCGCGCCCGCGCCCGCCAAGGGCAAGGGCAAGGGCAAGGCAAAGGCGGCCGCGCCCACCAAGAAGUCCAAGAAGGCCAAGAAGGCCAAGAAGGAGGAGAGCGAGGAGGAGGACGAGGAUGAGGACGAGAGCGAGGAGGAGGCUGCUCCGGGCUUUGACCCGGAGGCGCUGGCGCGUGGUGUGGCGGCGGCGGUGCUGGCCGCCAUGACUCCCAAGAAGAAGAAGGGUGGCAAGUAGUUCCGCGUUGUUGUUUGUUGUUUCGCGGGUGCGGGCACCCCCCA